Molecule: messenger RNA, 683 nt
Organism: Sceloporus undulatus (fence lizard)
Lineage: Eukaryota; Metazoa; Chordata; Lepidosauria; Squamata; Phrynosomatidae
Product: transducin beta-like protein 2
Exons: 3
Coding region: 191-664 (157 amino acids)
Biological process (GO): endoplasmic reticulum unfolded protein response
Cellular component (GO): endoplasmic reticulum
Molecular function (GO): protein binding
Source: RefSeq, a predicted model, not a curated record
UCUUGGGCGCGCUGAUGACGUCAGAGCCGCGCGACACCGGCAGGAGCCGAUAACCGGGUUCUGCGCAUGCGCGCCACGCUCAACACCGGCCUGGCGCUGCGUGCUCUGCGUCCGUGUGCGCCUGCGCCGGCUUAGGCCCCGCCCCCUUUCCGUUCCGCCGUGGCGCUGAGGUGGCCGACUAGGAAAAGAAAUGGAGGCGCUGCCGCUGUGGAGCCUCUCGCUCCUCCUCGGCGGACUCCUCUUCCUCCUCUUCGUCCUGAAAUGGUGGAGGAGCGGCGGCACAGAGGUGGAGGAGGCGGGGCCACGCGGGAAGGGGCGUGACCGAGAGGCGGAGCCAAGCGGCCCGGGAGACGAUGUGAAUGGCGAAGCGUCCGCCAGAGCGUCGUUUAUGAAGAAGCAGAAGCAGCUGCGACUUCGGAAAGAUAAGCCACAGCAGCACACCUUUGCGCAUCCGCUCCUGGCGGCGGCGCUGAAGGGCCACAGCGGGAGCGUCACCUGCCUCGACUUCAGCAGCAACGGGAAAUACCUGGCCUCCUGCUCCGACGACCGGACCGUGCGCAUCUGGAGCACCAAAGACUUCCUGGAGCGGGAGCACCGCUACAUGCGCGCCAACGUGGAGCUGGACCACGCCACCUUCGUCCGCUUCUACCCAGACGCCAGGUGAGGGGCAAUGCCCGCGGAUG